This is a messenger RNA of Culex quinquefasciatus (southern house mosquito), 4392 nucleotides long. RefSeq names its product B-cell lymphoma/leukemia 11A (gene Cph). Gene Ontology annotation, molecular function: RNA polymerase II cis-regulatory region sequence-specific DNA binding; DNA-binding transcription factor activity. Lineage: Eukaryota; Metazoa; Arthropoda; Insecta; Diptera; Culicidae. Gene Ontology annotation, biological process: regulation of transcription by RNA polymerase II. The transcript has 3 exons. The record is from RefSeq and is a predicted model, not a curated record. The coding region runs from base 1 to 2700 and encodes 899 amino acids. Gene Ontology annotation, cellular component: nucleus.
AUGCGGACAUUUAUAUUCUACCGGUCCCGUUUGCCGACCAAGUCGGCGGUGGCGGCGGAACUGGCCCCCGACGUAUGUAGCGCCACCAACCCGGGGGCGAAAGUGGACUCCAAUCGGACGACACCGGAAAGGUCGUUUACGGCGGCGGCGGAAGUUAUGGGCCAGGACCACGUGUGGAUUACGAGCGCGGCCACGGGUUCCACCCCCCAGCUCAACUUGGAACCCAGCAACUACGUGUGCAGCACGUGCAAAACCAAAUACCAUUCGGCGUGGCGGCUGGUGCAGCAUGUCCAGCACGCCCACCGGGUGCAGAUCUACGAGGUGGUAUCGCUGGUUGAUGACGAGGACGAUGACGCGUGUGACGAGCAGAUGCGGCAAGAGGAAGCUCAGGAGGUUGAGGAGGUUAGUAAGGUCCCGGAGGUCGUUGCGGAGCGACGCACCGAGGUGGAAGUUGAGUCGAAGCCGGUCGAGGCCAACGAGCCGGAAGCGCUGCUGGCGCAGAGUGGCAAGUCCAGCUCGAUGAACAACCUGAGCGGCAGCUCGAACUGUUCCAGCGGAAAUACGAGCGCGAGUUCGCGCGGCAGUGGCAUUAAUAUACUGCAGAGUCAGCUGCAGAUGCAGCAACAGCAGCAAGCCCAGCAACCUCCCCGUGAUUCCCAAAGUCUUCCACCACCCGGUCUGCGACACCAUCCGUUGCUUCCACCGCCGGAAAUGCACGCGAACCCUUUCGGUUUGCUACGCAUGCCCCCGACCAUGAACCAUCAUCCGCACUCCCCUCUUUUCGGUGGCCACCGCGGUCACCACGACUUUCGCAUGGAACACCUCAUGUCCGAGCAGUUUCGCAACCAUGGUCUCAAUCUGGCAGCGGCUGCAGUCGCAGCGGCGAACCAGCUGAAGACCGUGGAGCGACCUCCCUCGCUACCCGGCGCCACCCCCGGAAUCGUGCUGGAACCGCACAUGGAUUUUUACUCGCAGCGCUUGCGACAACUCGCCGGCACGACCAGCCCCGGAACUAACCCAAACACCACAUCCAACUCGCCGAGCCCGCGCAAGCAGCAGCAUUCGCCGCCGACGUCCUUUGCGAGUCCCUCCCCCUCUCAGCUUCCGCCCACCCCGUUGACCAACAACUCGCGACCUCAGAGCCUGACCCCGCCCGAGAAGCACACCGAGCUGGGCGGACUCGACACCGGAAGCAUUACGAACACCCCGCGAUCGGCGUCGACUCCACCGAACAAGCAGACCCAGAACAGCGGUGAAUACUCGUGUGAGUUCUGCGGCAAGAAGUUUCGCUUCCAGAGCAAUCUGUUGGUGCAUCGUCGAACGCACACGGAGGAGUUGCCGUUCAAGUGCGGAAGUUGUGACUAUUCGUGCAUGGAUGCGCUGAAGCUGAAGCAGCACAUGCGAGUUCAUGGGGAUGGGGGUAGUGACGAUGUGAUGAGCCAGCCGGAAUCGCUGGAGUCGGACAUGGACGAAGAUUCGGACGGCGAGCUGAUGGACGCCGAGGAUAUUGAGGACAAUGACAACGAGGAUGAAGACCAGGACGAUGCGCUGGGAGAGGAAGCGGAAGACCUGAGCAUGAGCAGUACGCAGAGUCACGCCAAGAAGGACGGCCACAUGCAGAUGUCGUCGUCGCUGGUCGGUGAACUGAUGGACAAGUUUGGUCUGUCGAACAUUGCCCAGUACUCGGAAGCGUACAAGCAAGCCCUGCAGGAGUCGGGAAACGCGCUUAAGCUGCAGCUGACUAGCAAAGACCGUGACAACAACAACAGCGCCAUUCCAAUUCCCGGACUGGCCGAGAAGUUGAACGGCCUGCCGGCGGCACUCCGCAUCAAGGAGGAACUCGCCAAGAAUAUGCUGCAGCACCACAACCCCCAACUGCCACAAGUUCCUUUGUUCAACCCGUUCGAGAACCCCUUUGAAGCGUCGAAGCGCAUGAAGCUCGAAGGAGGAGAGAGUUGGUGGAACCUGCCCGGCCUGCACCGAAACGAGUCGCUGUUCGAGAACAUGAAGCCGAGCCGUGACCGCAGCGGGCUCGUGCACCCUAUGAUGAAGAAGGAAAACAACAGGAAUCGCAACGACACGUGCGAGUACUGCGGCAAGGUGUUCAAGAACUGCUCCAACCUGACCGUCCACCGGCGCAGCCAUACCGGCGAGAAACCCUACAAGUGCGAACUCUGCUCGUACGCGUGCGCCCAAAGCUCCAAACUCACCCGCCACAUGAAGACGCACGGCCGGCUCGGCAAGGACGUCUACCGGUGUCGCUUCUGCGAGAUGCCCUUCAGCGUGCCCUCCACCCUCGAGAAGCACAUGCGCAAGUGCGUCGUCAACCAGGGCAAACUCCAGCAGCAGCACGCGGCCCGCGAGCAGCAACGCGAACUCCAAGCCCAACAGCGCGAACUUCAACACCUCCAGCACCAGCAGCAACUUGCCGCGGCCGCCGCCCACCAGCAGCAGCUCGCAGCCCAGCAGCAGAUGCAGAUGGCCGCCCUCCAGCAACCGCCCCGAGAUCUCCAAAUGAUCCCGCUUUCCUCACCUCCCCAACCCCCAUCCCAGCUGUUGCUACCUCCACUGCCACCCCCAAUCAUCUCCCUGUCGACCGAACAGCAGCACCCCUCGGAACAGCGACCCUCCUCCUCCAGCAGCAAUCCCGGCAGCUCCAACCCCACCCCGCUCAUCAAGGAGGAAGCGGCCACGGCAUGACUUUACCCACCUCCACCCCCGUCGUGGAGCGCCGGCCCCGGCCCAGCCGGCUACCAGAUGAUGAUGCCCCGCAUCGUCUACUAGAAAGGAACCCGGACGGAAGGUACGAGAUCAAUCCUUUCAACUCACACUUCGUCAAAACCGGGUCGUUCCGACCCAAAUCCCCCUCAACCCUGUGAUCAUAUUUCUCGAAAGCUUGGAAAAUUUCACUCACCUCUAAACAGUUCGUCGCCGCUUUGUUUACAAACACGCGCGACAAGUGACGUUUGACGAAGUUUGAGUUGGGGCAACCCAAAAUUGGGUUGCGUUGGGAUCUUCUAAGUUCCGUUCGCUUUACCUUUGCUUGUCGAACUGGGGCGCGGUAAUUAAUUACGCUCCAGUUUGGCGGUGAUUUUACACACAGAAACAUACACGCAGAAAUUAGAGGCAUUAAUACCAAAGUUUAAACGCAGCAGCGCGAGAAGACACAAUUUACUAGUGAAAGAUUUUUUAUUUCCCGAAACUUUUUUUAUUACCUUGUACAUAUUAGACGAUAAGUGAUAAAAACAGAAGCAUUUAAUUUAGUUAAUGAAAAUGAUAAAUUAUUUCCAAACCUACCCUCACAUUUUGCGACAAGCGACGCGCAAAACUUGUACAUUCUUCCUUUUACACAUUAAGAGAAAACUAGUAGCGUUUAGAUCGAAAACACUGUCAAAUUCAAAACAUGAAAAACAAUAAAAAAAUUAAAAACGUAAAAAAAUCAAAACCGACCGUUACCGUGUCGAAGUUGUUGGCUCGAGGAAAGGCGACCCUAUUUCUUUCUGUUGAUUCCCUAUUUUUUCCCCCGUCACCCUCACCCUAUUUCACUCUCUCUCUCUGCGUCUUUGUAAGAUAACUGUUUAGGCUAAUUGAAGAAUCACCCUAGUUUUGUUCGAUUCGGUUUCAGUGCUCUUAUUAGAAAUCUUAGUUCUCUUUUAUUCUCUUCGGUACCCCCCUUGUUGGCGUUAGCGUUUCCCGUUCUCCGUUUAGUUUUUUGCUGUAAAUAUAGUUGUAAUCGCGACGACAUUUUCGACGUUUUUGUACCAUAUUCCAACCGCGGGCGAAGAACUUUUUUUUGUAUUUGCUAGGUUCUACGUUAAGACUGAUCUAUUUUCUCUACGUUCUUUUUAGUGUAAUCUUUAUUGGGUUAUUUAUUGGAUUUUUUCUUUGUAUACUUUUUAGUCAGUUGCAUUCUGGAAAAUUGUACAGAAUUGCCGCGCAAAAUUAUUAUCAAAAAAACACGCACCAAAUUGUUUAUCUAAUUGUAAUUAAUUAAACGCAGUCACAACUUUUUAACAAUCAGCACAAAAUUCGUUUACAAUUCCAAUUCCCGUUUGCUGACAAACAAUAGUUUGACAUUCCUACGUAACGCAAAAGGACACGUUUGCCCUACAAAAUCAAUCAAGAAAGACAUAAAAUAAAACAAAUCUCAAGCAAAUGUUGAGCGAUGGUGUAAAAUUGCAUUUUGAUCGAGUUAAGGGAAACAGUUGAUUUUUAAGAAACGUUUUAAGGCAACACACUGCAACUAACAAAACAAAAAAAGAGAAAAGAAAAUCACACACACGAAGAUUCCUAUUAAACAUUAUGAAUUUAUGUAAAUGUACAAAUUGAACCUAAGUAUAAAGCAAAAAAGGCGACGAUGAAGGAGAAAAAAAUCAAGUAAUAAAAUGCAAA